Molecule: messenger RNA, 2261 nt
Organism: Callorhinchus milii (elephant shark)
Lineage: Eukaryota; Metazoa; Chordata; Chondrichthyes; Chimaeriformes; Callorhinchidae
Gene: zic3
Product: zic family member 3 heterotaxy 1 (odd-paired homolog, Drosophila)
Exons: 3
Coding region: 115-1461 (448 amino acids)
Biological process (GO): central nervous system development; regulation of transcription by RNA polymerase II
Cellular component (GO): nucleus
Molecular function (GO): DNA-binding transcription factor activity, RNA polymerase II-specific; RNA polymerase II cis-regulatory region sequence-specific DNA binding
Source: RefSeq, a predicted model, not a curated record
UUAAAAAAAAGAUUUUUCUCGUGUUUUUUUUUUUGCUGCUGCUGAUUCCUGGGAAUCUUGUGUGCAUAGAUCUCUCUCUCUUUUUUUUUAACGUUUUUUUUUAUUUUGUGCGAAAUGGCGAUGCUGCUGGAUGGUGGACCCCAGUUCCCUACAUUAGGGGUUGGUGGCUUUGGUGCGCCUCGACAUCAUGAGAUGCCCAAUCGAGAUCCCGGACUGGGACUCAAUCCUUUCGGUGAUUCGGCUCACAGUGGCGCUUUCAAGCUGAGCCCCGUGGCUCACGACAUUUCUUCCAGUCAGACCUCAGCUUUCACUCCGCAGGCAUCGGGCUACGCUGCUGCAUUUGGUCACCACCAUUCCGCUGGUCAAGUGGGCUCUUACGGUGGGACAUCUUUCAAUUGCACCCGGGAUUUCCUGUUCCGAAACCGAAGCGCUAAUAUUGGGGAAUCUGCUCCCACAAGUGCUCAGCAUGGCAUUUUUACAUCGCCGACUGGAGCCAUCCACGGACCCCCUGGGAUUCCGGACAAUCCAGGACAUCUUUUAUUCCCAGGGCUUCAUGAACAAGCACCCAGCCACACAUCUCCGAAUGGACACGUAGUAAACGGGCAGAUGCGCCUCGGGCUCCAUGGUGAUAUUUUUGGAAGACCAGACCCGUAUCGACCGGUGAAUAGUCCCAGGACAGAUCCAUAUGCCGCGGCUCAACUGCACAAUUACAGUCCCAUGAACAUGAAUGUGGGUAUGAACGUGACUGGUCAUCACGGACCGGGAGCUUUCUUUCGGUAUAUGAGGCAGCCCAUUAAACAAGAAAUGUCCUGCAAGUGGAUAGACGAAGUCCCGAUCAAUCGCCCCAAAAAGUCUUGCGAAAGGACUUUCAGCUCGAUGCACGAACUGGUAACACAUGUCACCAUGGAACAUGUUGGCGGGCCGGAGCAAACAAACCACAUUUGUUACUGGGAAGAGUGUCCGAGGGAAGGGAAAUCGUUUAAGGCCAAAUACAAACUGAUUAAUCACAUCAGAGUGCACACAGGCGAGAAGCCGUUCCCUUGCCCCUUCCCGGGAUGUGGAAAAAUAUUUGCAAGAUCUGAAAACCUGAAGAUCCACAAACGGACACAUACUGGUGAAAAACCGUUUAAGUGUGAGUUUGAGGGCUGUGAUAGACGUUUUGCAAACAGCAGUGACCGUAAGAAGCAUAUGCAUGUCCAUACCUCGGACAAACCGUACAUCUGCAAAAUGUGUGACAAGUCGUACACUCACCCCAGCUCUCUUAGGAAGCACAUGAAGGUGCAUGAGUCCCAAGGUUCCGAUUCUUCCCCGGCUCCCAGCUCUGGCUACGAAUCUUCCACCCCUCCAACUCAUGUGUCUUCAAAUAGUGAAGAUCCCAGCAAAACAUCGGCGUCGACCGCACAAAAUACUGCCAACCACAAUCCGGCACUUCCGCCUAAUUUUAACGAGUGGUAUGUCUGAGAACAGGACACAGAUUGUUCGGAGAUGGACUAACAACUUGCCUGUUCAAACCUGUUGAAACCUUUUUAGAAGCAAACCGAGCAAAGUACUUCGGAUUUUUUUUAAAAAAAAUACACAUAAUAGCAAUGGGAAUCAUCGGUUAAAUAGUUGCGUCAAUGAUUUUUUUUUCCAAGAGAAAAAGGCUUUGGUGAUUGAAGGUGAUCACAUACAAACACACACACAACACACACACACACACACACUGUGGACUGACCGACCGUGCGCUUUGCUCAGGACUGGAAAGCAAUUGUUGUUGGCGUUCAGAUGUGAUUUUCUUUUGUUUUGACCGUUUGGCGAAAAAAAAGCAUAAAAGCAAAGAAUCUUGCGUAUGACCGUUUAUUUUGGUGGUGAAUUCAUGGCACCUUGAGGGUGAUUGACUGAAAUUCACACAGUCUUAAAAAACGUGCCAAAGUCCUGUUAUGUCUUGAACUUAAAGAAAAAAAAUACUCGUGAAUGUAUUUCCUGUUCGAUGGGGUCGAAUCUGUUGUUGUUUAGUGCUUUUUUCACAGACUGGGAUUGUAGUCUUACUAGUGCAGGAUUGUGACAGUAAAGUAUACCGUUGCCUUUUAUAAUAACAACUUUUUUGUAAAUACAUAUUCAUAAUAUCAUAUUUAUCACUUUGUAAUUUAAUUAUCGGUAUUUGCGUGCCGGGAUGAAACGAUAUUUAUGAAAAAUUGUUUUCUAACAAAACCCUAUGUACAGUUUUUUUGGGGGGAGGGGAGCUAUAACCACGUUAACAUUAAACCAUUUUGAUUUACAAA